Molecule: messenger RNA, 1269 nt
Organism: Tupaia belangeri chinensis (Chinese tree shrew)
Lineage: Eukaryota; Metazoa; Chordata; Mammalia; Scandentia; Tupaiidae
Gene: IMPA2
Product: inositol monophosphatase 2
Exons: 8
Biological process (GO): inositol metabolic process; phosphatidylinositol phosphate biosynthetic process; signal transduction
Molecular function (GO): inositol monophosphate 1-phosphatase activity
Source: RefSeq, a predicted model, not a curated record
CAAAUCGACUCUCUGGAAUGUGACGACCUGGCAGCCCGGAGCACCCCAGGCGGGGAGAGCCAGCCAAAGACCUGGAUCAUCAGAAAAGCCCUUACUGAGGAAAAACGUGUCUCAACAAAAACAUCAGCUGCAGAUCUUGUGACAGAAACAGAUCACCUUGUGGAAGAUUUAAUCAUUUCCGAGUUGCGGAAAAGGUUUCCUUCACACAGGUUCAUUGCUGAAGAGGCCGCAGCCUCUGGGGCCAAGUGUGUACUCACCCACAGCCCAACCUGGAUCAUCGACCCCAUCGACGGCACCUGCAACUUCGUGCACAGAUUCCCAACUGUGGCGGUUAGCAUUGGAUUUGCUGUUCACCAAGAGCUCGAAUUCGGAGUGAUUUACCACUGCACAGAGGAGCGGCUGUACACAGGCCGGAGGGGGCGCGGCGCCUUCUGUAAUGGCCAGCGGCUGCGGGUGUCUGGGGAGACAGAUCUCUCAAAGGCCUUGGUUCUAACAGAAAUCGGCCCCAAACGUGACCCUGCCACUCUGAAAUUGUUCCUGAGUAACAUGGAGCGGCUGCUGCACGCCAAGGCUCAUGGGGUCCGCGUGAUUGGAAGCUCUACCCUGGCUCUCUGUCACCUGGCCUCGGGGGCUGCAGACGCCUACUACCAGUUUGGCCUGCACUGCUGGGACCUGGCAGCCGCCACGGUCAUCAUCAGAGAAGCAGGCGGCAUUGUGAUAGAUACUUCGGGUGGACCCCUCGACCUCAUGUCUUGCAGAGUGGUUGCUGCCGGCACCCGAGAGAUGGCGAUGCUCAUUGCUCAGGCCUUACAAACUAUUAACUACGGACGUGAUGAUGAGAAGUGAGAGGGUCCAGACACCAAGAGUGACGUGCUGAGGCUGGCCUUCCUGGGACGCUGCAGAGGACAACUCCCUGGGGAGGGAGCUGCCCUAGCACCUGGGCUCCACUGCGGGCCAGGUGUCUCACUACCCCAAAGGGAGAUGUCAUGUUCAAGUCUGUGGCUAGCCUUGUUAAACCCACAUCUUUGUCCGGGAUCUGGUAUUUAGGUGAUUUCUCUCUUUUCUCUCACAUAGCCUUUUCCAGCUUAGUCUUAUAUCAGGGCUGAAACCCAGCCUCAUGAGAUACAUAUUGAUUAUCCAUUAUUGUCUUUUUUUUCUUUUCCAGAAUGCGAAUCUCAGGUAAUAAGGCUUUAGAACUGCUGAUAAAGCAGACUUGUUCUCAGGCCUCCCCGUGGUCCUUCAGAAUGCAAUAAACUAAAGUGUCGGUGC